This is a messenger RNA of Cetraspora pellucida, 500 nucleotides long. Lineage: Eukaryota; Fungi; Glomeromycota; Glomeromycetes; Diversisporales; Gigasporaceae. The record is from the annotation of a GenBank genome assembly.
UUUGCCGAUGUGUUUUUAAUUUUAAUUAAAAUGGCUAAUACGAUUAAGGCCAUGCCAAUUGCGGAUACAACUCUUGAAAGACUUGAAUUUCGAAAAAAAUGUAUUUCUUUUUACAACAAAAGAUGGGCUGAAUUCGAUACUGACUUUUAUCUAUUAGCUUAUUUUCUUCACCCCAAAUAUCAUGGUAAAGGUUUAGUUUCUGAAGCAUUUCAAAAAAUUUAUCAAAGAGCUUUAACUAUUUGGAAGUCACUCGAUGGGGGAGAUAGUAGUGCGCGAGAAUUAAUUGCACAAAUUCAUAAUUAUGAUUUUCGAUUGCCCCCAUAUAAUUCUUUUUUUCAAGAUCAUCUUGAACUUCCAGAAAUCUGGUGGUCUGCAUGUAAAAUGCCACAUCAUCAUCUUCAAAAACUUGCUUUAUUACUUCUUGCAAUUACUCCUCACAAUGUGGGAUGUAAGUGUGUAUUCUCUGUUUUAAAUUGGUUUACUCAAAAACAUCGAAAUAG